Messenger RNA from Mangifera indica (mango), 854 nucleotides. Its product is annotated as acylphosphatase. The record is from RefSeq and is a predicted model, not a curated record. Gene Ontology annotation, molecular function: acylphosphatase activity. The transcript is spliced from 3 exons. Bases 364 to 678 code for a protein of 104 amino acids. Lineage: Eukaryota; Viridiplantae; Streptophyta; Magnoliopsida; Sapindales; Anacardiaceae.
GCGAUAAUAGUUUGAAGCCACUAGAAGGUUGUAGAAAUCCAUGGAAGAGUAUGAAUUUUGUGAUAAAUAGAGUCUAUCAGUCGAGAAAGUGAUGCAAUGGCUAUGAAAAAGCCAAAAUGCUAAUCUGCGAAUCUCGCUCUCCUUUCUUCAUCUUCCAAACUAUCAUAGCUCUGAUUCUCUUCAUCUUACUCUUUCGAGUAGCCCUUGUUUUCUUCUUUCUCAUCCUCCUUUUUGCCUUUUGUUCAGACUUUGUUCACCUCCUCUUCGAUCUUCUUUGCCCUGCAUGAAUUAAACCACGAUUAUAACAUAAUCAGCACCCCAAUUCCACCAGCAAAACGACUUCAUUCUCCUCCUUUCCGCUCCAUGACAACUCCACGUUCAGACCCACCUCAAUCUCCACCCGCUAAAACGGUGAGGGUUGUGGUGAAAGGGAGGGUUCAGGGUGUGUUUUAUAGGAACUGGACUAUUGAGAACGCCACACAAUUAGGGUUGAAAGGUUGGGUGAGGAACAGAAGGGAUGGUUCUGUAGAAGCUCUGUUUUCAGGCAAACCUGAUUCUGUUCAGGAGAUGGAGCAAAGGUGCCGCUGUGGCCCACCCGAUGCACUUGUUACAGCGCUUGAGGUGUUUCCAAGCGGUGAUGAUCCUGGCACUGGGUUUGAGCGUAAACCAACUGUUUGAUCAAUCUAUGUGAAGAGAUUAUUACCUAUUUCUAAUUUAGUCAUGUAUCUUUUUUAUAUCUAUAUAAGUUAUCCUUUAAUCACUAUUGAGGAUUGAGUUAUAUCUGAUGUACUUUUGAUCACUAUUCUACUACUGGAUAUUUAGUUACAUAAAUGGUAUAAAACCCAGUUCUUGAA